AUGGGCGAGGAAGUUGAUGAAAAUAAUCAAAGCAUUGAAGGGGUAUCAUUUGUAUGCUGUCCUAACAAAGAACGAAUCCGAAUUAUGAAAGCAUCCUUGGGCGAAUUGUGCCGAAAUGAUUCCUUGGACAGAACUCCGUGGACUGAAAUUCCAAAAAAACCAUGUAAACUUAUACUCCCGGACAAUAAUGACAGUGAAUCAGAGGAUCAAGCCUCCAUGUCUCAGGUGCAAAUUAGUAGCGAAGAUGAGUAUCCCGGUUUUGUACAAAAGAUCUUUUGCCCACCCCGAAAUUCUGUAAGUUUAAGUGCCGAUUUACACAUUGUAUCUAAACCAAUAUUUUCCGAGAUUUAA
Rhizophagus irregularis DAOM 181602=DAOM 197198 is the source of this 351-nucleotide messenger RNA. RefSeq lists its product as uncharacterized. NCBI's taxonomy places the organism in Eukaryota, Fungi, Glomeromycota, Glomeromycetes, Glomerales, Glomeraceae. The record is from RefSeq and is a predicted model, not a curated record.